GACCAAAUCACAAGAAAUGCCGAUUAAAAAAGGAAAGAAGGGAAAGAAAGCAAAGGGAAAAGGAAAGAAAGAUGGCAAGCAAGAGUCAAAACGAGAUAAGGAGUCUGAUACAGAGAGGGCUAAAGCAAACGCGGCUCUGUGGGAGGCCAGGUGCGACCUGACGGAGGGUUCGCGCGUGGAGUACCGUGAAACCGCGCGAAGACUGAGCAAGAUCACCCAGCAGCUGACGGAUCUACAGCACAACACCGAGAAGAACAGCAUCGAGGUCAUCGCUGUUCUGAGGAACAAAGACCUGCUGAACGAGGAGAAGAUAAUGGCACUGGAACAACAAAUACAGCUUGAGAAAACAAGAGCUUCUCAGGCAAAGGAGAAUCUGGCCGCUCAGUACACGCUAAAGAUCAAUGAGCUGGAGGAGAAGUUUAAGAAGAGAUCUAGCGAGUUCGACAUGAUUCAAGCGGAGCUUAAGAUCAUCAAUGACUUCCUUAAGAAAAAGCCUCAAAUGGAGCAAGAACUCAAAAAUAUGAAAGAAACUAUGGACAAUGCAGAUCUAGAACACAACAAAACACUUGCAAGAAUGGAGCAAAAGUUCUUCAAUAAUAAGGUUCAUCUAGAGAAGGAAGCUGAGCAAAAGAUUGCUGUGCUUGCAGAAAGAGCUCACAAUGAAGCCAUCAUACAGCUGGAUGACGCAUCUCGCUCAAUGUUCAAGGAGAAUGUGCGUCUAAAUAAGGCAUUGGGUUACCACAUCAAAGAGGUGGAGGAUGUGCGGAAGAGAAAUGCAGCGCUGGCAGAAGAGAACAACAUCCUUAGUUUGCAUAAGGAGAUGAGUCAGGACACCUCAAAUGACACCAUAUCUAAGCUUGCAGCCCAGCGGACCACUGUUUCCGAGCUGAGGGCAAAGGUGUUCACACUGGAGCAGGCCCUGGCCAGCAUGGUGGCUGAGUUUGAGUUGGAGAAGGCUGAUAUCAAGCAGCGUGCUGCAGUCAGGUCUCAGGCUGGCGGUGUAGAGCUGGACAAACUGCAGACGCUUCUGAGCGUACGGGACAGGGAACUGAGCCGAGUGAAGAGAAUAGCCCGCAGCGUAGUGGAGCAACGCUCAGACAUGGAGGUCCUCUUCCAUGAGACUCUGAACCACAUGAAACGGGAGAUGCUAAUGCACAGACAGGAAGCAGAAGUGAAUCGUAGCAGGCGGAUGGAUGAGUUCCUAUCAGGCAGAACGGAGAACGCUCACAUUCACACCAUCAACAGAACACCCCACAGCACUUCCAGUGAUAUAGAUGAGGCUGAAAAAGGCAAUCUGAAGAAAGCCAAAGUGAACAUAUCAGAGAUGACCUGGGAGCAAAGAGAGAGAGUUCUCAGACUGCUCUUUGCUAAAAUGAAUAGCUUGAAAUCGAAGAAACCAAUUCAUGCUCCGGCUCUGACAGAUUCUGAAGGGAACCGGUGUAGCAGCAAUCCAGGGAAUGAAGAGGAGGAAUCCCAUGAAUCAUUUUUAACCCAAGCACCAGUUUCCAGUAUGAGCUCCAGUGGAAACUCCAGGGCUCUGCCAGACCUGUAGAUCAUCUGACCUCAUGACAGAUAAGAGAGCUAAAUAAUGUCAAAGUAUAAGUUAAAUUUUGCGUAUCCGCUAUGAAAUACCAGGAAAUGAGUGUCUAAACUACAACUUAAAAGAAACCAAAACAUUUUUUGACAUGGCAUUGAAGAUUAGACAUGAGGGAAACUGAGUGAAAUAAUAUUCAGGAAAAACUUGAAAUGUCUUGGCAUAAAUCCACCCACAAAAUAUUGCAAACAAACAAUUCAAACAGUAUUUCAUAUAAAAAAAAAAAAACUGUUUACUGAACA
Sinocyclocheilus grahami is the source of this 1836-nucleotide messenger RNA. Its product is annotated as basal body-orientation factor 1-like. Lineage: Eukaryota; Metazoa; Chordata; Actinopteri; Cypriniformes; Cyprinidae. The transcript has 12 exons. Bases 17 to 1552 code for a protein of 511 amino acids. The record is from RefSeq and is a predicted model, not a curated record.